AGCCAGCGAGAGAGUUAAGGCACUGUACAUCAUCUUGGAUAAAAUCACCGGUCAGCCGUAUGGGGCGUACUGCACCUGUGCAGUCGGUCUCUAUCAGUCCUGUGCUCACGUGGGGGCCACAUUGUUCCAACUGGCAGACUUGGUUUCCAUGGGAUAUACCCAGCUGCCGGACGACCCAACAUGUACCGAGAAGCUGUGCGCGUGGACAGACCCUAAAGCUGCAGCUGUUCAGCCGAAGCUGUACACGGAGAUUGAGUUCAGAAAAAAGCCCCAGAAAGUUCGGAGAACAUCUGACACAUACGGGGAAAAAGUUGCGAGGGUAGACGAAUGCGACAGAGUGGAAGGGGCAGCAGUCCUGUGUCAGAAGCUGUUCAACGCCACUCAGCACAUGAAACAGCAUGUUGUUGCUACAAGCGUUCUCACAUCUGGUUCCUCUGUGCUACGCUCCCCAGCCGUCAAAGUUUUGCCAACCCGUGUCGGUCCAGAUUCGCACCUCCUGGUUCCAGCAAACUUUGAAACAGCAGUUUCCCAGCCUACCCCCCUCGCUUACGCGCCUAUCUCCGAAAACAUGACCACAAGUGAUUUCGUCAACUCUUGCAAAACAGACCAGAAGGAAAGAAGAGAUGUGGAAAUGAUGACAAGAGGCCAGAAUCAGAAUGCUAAGUGGUACGCCAUGCGGUCAGGGUCUUUAACCACAACAAAGUUCCAUCGGAUAGAUAGGUUAAUGACCGGUGGCAAGGCAUCACCCAGUAGACUAGUCAGUGAUUGUAUGGGGGACAAGUACAAGAACCUUACAAAGCCUCCUCCACUACCAAAUGCCAAGAGUAUCAAAUGGGGAGUAGCAAACGAGUCACUUGCCAGAAAUGCCUACUUCAACAAGGAGAAGACCAAACAUUCCAACUUAGUCAUAAAGGAGACAGGGUUGAUUGUACACAACACCAAAUCAUACCUGAGGGCUAGUCCGGAUGGAGUAGUGUUGUGUGACUGUUGCCCACCUAGAAUCCUGGAGAUCAAAUGCCCAUACAGCGCAGCCCAUGAAGCAAUAAGGGGCAACACAAAGAUCAAGUAUAUAGAAGAAGUAGGCAAUACAUUGGCACUGAAAGGAGGCAACCAUGGCUACCUCGAGCAGGUUCAAGGGUGUAUGGCGAUCACAAAUGUUUCCAAGUGUGACUUUGUGGUCUACACUGUGAAGGACAUCGAAGUGAUUCAUGCUGGACUUUGA
Molecule: messenger RNA, 1222 nt
Organism: Branchiostoma belcheri (Belcher's lancelet)
Lineage: Eukaryota; Metazoa; Chordata; Leptocardii; Amphioxiformes; Branchiostomatidae
Exons: 3
Coding region: 149-1222 (357 amino acids)
Source: RefSeq, a predicted model, not a curated record